Molecule: messenger RNA, 3315 nt
Organism: Naumovozyma castellii
Lineage: Eukaryota; Fungi; Ascomycota; Saccharomycetes; Saccharomycetales; Saccharomycetaceae
Gene: SYT1
Product: Arf family guanine nucleotide exchange factor SYT1
Exons: 1
Coding region: 1-3315 (1104 amino acids)
Source: RefSeq, a predicted model, not a curated record
AUGAAUCAGUCAAUUGCCUCUUUGAUCAGAUUGAAACUAUUCCAGGAUUCAACAGCAAAUGAAGCGACAUCAUCAGGGAAGUACGAAAGGUUAGCUAGUGAAGAUUCUUCAAUUGCCGAUGCUUCUAAGGGCCCAGAUAUGGGAAACAAAGAGGGUCCUAAAUUGGCUAAGACAACGAGAAGGGAUUCAGUCUGUUCAAAUAAACAAAAUUCCUCAAGAGAAUACUUUGAGGACAAAAAAGGCGGCAAUGAAGAGCCUUUAGCACCAGCAGAUAUAGAGACAAAGCUUCAUGAAACAGAAAAGACUGAGCAGGUCGGUGCCACUAGGAUUAAGGAGCAUGGAAGAUUAAGAAGAAUCCGAAAUAGGAUGAAUAUUUUAGAUAGAAAUUUUAGGUCGGAAAACAAAGCAAACCAAGUGAUUGUCUCUCCUAAUGAUUUAAUGACGGAGAUUUCAUCCAAUAAUCAUAAUAUUAACAAUAACAGUGCGAGUGAUGGCGAAACUAAAGAGGUAGAGCAUGAUAGGUUUCUCAAAAACUUCAGAAGGUUUACCAACAGCAGAAAAAGUUCAGCGGCCAAGACGGAGUCUAUUUCAACAUCCACGUCACCUAACCUGGAUAAGUCAAAGACUGAGUCAUCCAACAGCUUUAGACAUUCCUCAGGGCCUCAUGAAUUUUCCUCUCCUCAGAGGAAAGAAAAGGGUACAUCUCCUGUGUUACCAAUUCGUUCCUCUGUUUCUAUUUCAUCCAUGGCGACCAAACAGAAAUUUCCAAAUGGAUCUUCUAAGGUGUCCUCAGCAGCUACAGUCAUUCCUAAUAGAUCCAUCUCCACCGGAACAUCUAGCACUAUUAAUGAUGAUAACAGAAGUCACACAAUAGAUCAAAAACUUAGUAGACAACGGCAGAGGGGAAUUGGACGGAGACGAAGCAAAACAGUCGACGCCUCUGAUUAUGAAAGAAAACGUGACAAUAGUAGUCAAUUCUCUUCAAUCGCUGAAGUACAUCCACUCCCUUCAACCGUACGUUCCUCGAACCAAACAAGAUCACAUAGUAAUUCACUUUCAGGAAAAAUACCUUUUUCCCCAUCUCUAGGUCAAGCAGGGAGGUCUCCGAGGUCUUCGUCUGGAUCUAUGAACCGACCACAAUUUGGAGUACCUCCCCCAAUUAAACCCAUUACUGCAAGGAGGAGUAGCUCGAUUGUAAAUGCCCUAUCCAGUUUUGUUAAUUUAAGAUCGACCAGUGUAGGCUCAUCGAUGAAGCAACCGCCACUGACAACUCCGAACGUGAGGUCAUUGACUGAUUUACCACCUCCACCCGAAUGUGAUGAGGAUGAAACAUAUACUAAUUACUUGAAGAAGCUUGUACCAUAUGGGAAGUUCCUAGGUGUCAUUUUGACAGAGAAGGAUGAAAAUUAUAAGAAAAAAUGUCUCAAUUUCUAUCUCUCUAAUUAUUUUGAUUUUAGAGAAGAUCCUUUAGAUAUUUCACUGAGGAAAUUACUGAUGUUUUUGGAACUCCCGAAGGAAUCACAACAAAUCGAUAGACUACUAACAGAAUUUAGCAGAGUUUACUACAGGGUACAGCGGGAGACCAACAAAAAGCGCUGUAGUUGGGUAGAUGAGAAUCAGGUUUAUUUUGUUACCUUUUCGUUACUGAUGUUACACACAGAUUAUUUCAAUUCUAACAACAAAAACAAAAUGGAUAAGAAUGACUUCACGCGUUUGAUUCAUGAAGAUACCGACUCACACGGGAAUAAAUUACCUUUAGAAAUCUUAUCUUAUUAUUACGAAAAUAUUAUAUCGAAAGAAUCUCCUAAGUUCGAUUUUUCGGGACUGCUAAUAGGUUUUCAAACAGAUGAGGAACAACCUUCAAAUUCGACAUCAACAUCAGUUUCGGGCUCGGAUUCAGAUUCGGAUUCAGUUUCAAAAUCAUCGAGUCAAAGUAUACAGAUAUAUUCUCCCGUAGAAAUGAUAAGGAACAAAAUACUGACUCCUUAUGAGCUCCAUCAGUCGGUAGUACCGCCAAUACAAUUAUCUUCAACAACAAGACCACCAUCAACUUCUAUAUCUUCUUAUUUUUCCACACAAUCAUCAACUGCAAGCAGUAACCCUUCCGUACUUCAAGACGAUAUCGACAUAUACUCACACAUAGCAUCGAAUACCAUUUCUGAAUGUAAUAUGCGUGCCGAGGUAGCAAAGUUUUGUCCCGGUAACAGGUUCCAUGCAAGAAAUGUAGUGAAUGACUUUAAUCACAAGUAUGAUAAAUGUUUUUCAGUUCUCAAGGACGUAAAAGGUGGAUACCUUCGCAUUUCUAAAUCCCAAACAAGUAGACUAAUGACGCAAGCGAUCCACAUAAUGAAUGAAUCACCUGAAGAGGAUCAUUAUUUUUUGAAAAUCAUUCAGAUGGGAGAAAUCUAUGAAUUUUACACCAACAAGAAGCUAAUAUUUGCCAAUAAAAAUGAAUGGAAAUUUAAGUUCGGAAUUCUUACCACUGCAGGAAUUAUACUUGUUGACAAGAAAGGAACUGAUCUUGGUGAACCGGAGGUUAUCGUAGACGAAAAAAGCGGUUACAGCAAUUAUAUCUUGGACUUUAAAAGCGUUAGCAGUGCUAUUCAUAUACCUUACAAUGGAAUUUUUGCUGUUAAGCGUAUUAAUGAAUUUUGUAAAAAUGGGUUUGUUGGUGUCACUGAAGAUGAUAACGAGGCCAUUGACUUUGACGCCCUAACAGAUGCUGACCAAGACAGUGUUUUAUAUUUGGUGGGACCUCAAGGAAAAUAUAUAUGGAAGUGUCGAAAUGAAUCGGAACGUGAUACUUGGAUUGAUUCAAUUAACCUUAUGGCAACUUUUGAUACAUGUUUUUUUGAAUUUGGAUGCUUGACAAAUACAGUGGUCUGUUCAAGAAAACUGGAAAUCAAAGAGAAAUAUGAUAAGCUUAUGGAGGGCAAGAUUACAAAACUAAAAAAACUAGUAGAGUUGAAGAGGAUAGCAACCUUGUAUGAACAGACAGUUCCGAUAACUCUAAAAACAAAAAUUGACAUGAUCCGAUGGAUUAAAUUAUUGGCCGUAAAGAUGGAUUGGCUGGUCUAUGAAAUAAAAAGAAACCAAAUAUAUAUUUCCAUCAUGGAAGAAAUUAAUGAUGCUCACGAGAACAUUCUUGACGAUUCACCAGCGAAAGUGAGUAAAGAAACUGGAAGUAUAGUAGAUUCAAUUGAAGAAAGUUUUUUGUUUAACGACCCAAGCCUAGAUACAUGUGUUCCAGAAAUAGAAUCUAUUACUCCCAGUCAAAGCUCAGCCAACGAUAUUGCUGAAUAUCUAAAUCCUUAA